GAACGAUGGUCUCGCUUUGAGAUUCCCCACGAUAGAGAGAAGGAGCUGAGAGGAGAACGGGAAUGGAAGGGGAGAAAGGGAAGGAGGUUGAGGUUGCGGCGGUGGUGGAAGAGACCAGAUCGAGGUUUAGAAAGAUCUGCGUCUUCUGCGGGAACCAACCAGGGCGGAAGGCUAUUUACCAGGAGGCCGCCAUCGAGCUCGGAAGGCAGCUGGUGGAGAGUGGCAUCGAUUUGGUGUAUGGGGGAGGCAGCAUAGGAUUAAUGGGCAUCGUUUGCCAAGCAGUGCAUGAAGGAGGCCGCCAUGUCUUGGGGGUCAUUAGCAAGUCCUCCAUGGCAGGAGAGUACAUAACCAGUCAAACUGUCGGAGAAGUUCAAAUUGUUUCCGACAUGCAUGAAAGGAAAGCUGAGACAGCUCGCCGAGCUGAUGCCUUCAUUGCAUUGCCUGGUGGGUAUGGAACGCUUGAAGAACUUCUUGAGGUUGUUACAUGGGCUCAGCUGGGAAUCCACAAGAAACCGGUUGGGCUCUUAAACAUCGAUGGUUUUUACGAUUCACUCUUGUUCUUCGUCGAUAUGGCUGUCGACGAAGGGUUCAUCACUCGAGCUGCUCGCAACAUCAUCAUAUCUGCACCAUCAGCCAAGGAACUCAUCAGAAAGUUUGAGGUGACUUUAUCAUCAUCCUUCUUCUUGAACUCUUUUUGGGUGAAACCUUUGGCUGAUGAGGUGCAAAAUGAUUUAAUAACAUUCAUGUAUCAUCCUUCAAUCGAUUAAAACAAUAAUCUUCGUGGGACUCGAUGGAAAAGGUACAGUUUCAUUUUGACAUGGAGAACCUGAGAAUUCGAUCUUCCAAGAGAUGGAUGCUUUUCGGAAUGACAUCUUUACGAUGAGGAGUCCAACGUAGUUAUGGCAAUAUUCCUAAAAUAAAAAUAUUUCGAUGAAUAUUCUUACCUCGAGCGCAUGGUGAUUGAUUCUUAUUAACCGGGCUUUAUGUGUCGAUUGAUUUUGAAUAUCGAUCAUAUCGUAUCAUAUCAACUCAUAUAAUUUUGUUUUAUGGAGACUUCUCUUCUUAAAAUCCUUCACAUUCAA
Molecule: messenger RNA, 1082 nt
Organism: Musa acuminata AAA Group (dessert banana)
Lineage: Eukaryota; Viridiplantae; Streptophyta; Magnoliopsida; Zingiberales; Musaceae
Product: cytokinin riboside 5'-monophosphate phosphoribohydrolase LOG7-like
Exons: 6
Coding region: 63-767 (234 amino acids)
Biological process (GO): cytokinin biosynthetic process
Cellular component (GO): cytosol
Molecular function (GO): hydrolase activity, hydrolyzing N-glycosyl compounds
Source: RefSeq, a predicted model, not a curated record